Molecule: messenger RNA, 3496 nt
Organism: Anguilla rostrata (American eel)
Lineage: Eukaryota; Metazoa; Chordata; Actinopteri; Anguilliformes; Anguillidae
Gene: pcdh20l
Product: protocadherin 20
Exons: 2
Coding region: 65-2665 (866 amino acids)
Biological process (GO): homophilic cell-cell adhesion
Cellular component (GO): plasma membrane
Molecular function (GO): calcium ion binding
Source: RefSeq, a predicted model, not a curated record
AGAGGGAACGGCAGAGUCAAAUGCUGCCACUGUGCAGUCUGGCGUGCACUGGAGUCCUCCAGCAAUGGGAACAUGUGCUGUGAGAAAGGACACGGGGAUAUGUGUUAAUAUGAGCAGGAGCACUUCACUGCAGAAGGUUCUGGGCCUGGUUCUGCUUCAGCAGAUGCUGUGCAGCAGUGUAGAGAUCCACCUAUCUGUCCAGGAGGAGCAGCCAGAGGGCAUCAAAAUUGGAAGAAUUGCCCAAGACUUUCCUCCACCAUAUAAUUUCCUGACUUCCAAUAAGCACAUGAGGCUGGACACAAAAACAGGGGACCUGUACACUACUAUGCACACCAUUGACCGGGAGAUGUGCCCACAACUGCCAACCACAACAGGGGCGUGUCUGAUCCAGCACCUUGCAGUGGCCGGCCCAGAUGAGGAGGUCAUCAAGGUCACCGUGGAGGUAGAGGACAUCAACGAUAACUCGCCUCACUUUCCGGUGGAAGAGGUUCGCCUCAGCAUGCCAGAGGAUGUUGCUGUGGGGACCAGUUUCCUUCUGGAUGACCAGGCUCAGGAUGAUGACGCAGGCAGUAAUGGAGAGUUGUGGUACCGCUUGGACGACCCUGACGGGUUCUUCAGCGCAAAAGAGGCAGGCCCAUUGCUGGUGGUGGUGGUAAGACGGCCAUUGGACCGGGAGGCCCGGGACACCCAUCUCCUGACCGUGGUCGCGACUGAUCGCGGGGUCCCGUCGCGGAGCAGCACGGCCAUUUUGGUUGUGGAAGUGACUGACAUCAAUGAUAACUGUCCAGCAUUCCGCCCUGACAGCCCCAAGUCCGCCUUUGUCCGGAUGGAUGCGCCUAGGGGCACGGCAGUAACCCGUGUCAGGGCCGUGGACCCCGACCUCGGCCCCAACAGUGUGAUCAUAUACUCCUUCAGUCCCAAGACUUCUGACAAGUCCAGAGAGCUGUUUUCCCUGGACAGCCACAGUGGGCAGAUUACCCUGGCUGGCGCUAUUGAUAGCAAUGGCCCCGCUGAGUAUACGCUGCGAAUCCUGGCCACCGGCCAAUCCUGCCCCCCUGUUGUGACACAGGUAACAGUAUCCAUACUCCCGGCAGCCAGCCAGAGGCCGGUGAUGAAGAUCAGGUACAUAGCAGAGCAUCGAGAAGGGACUAUACUGAUAGAGGAGAACCAGCCCCCCACAGUCCUGGCCCUCCUGGAGCUGGAAGACGCGUCCCCUGUGAAAGGCGCCCCAUCCAUUGCGGGGGAGGUGCCUUUUUUUCUGAGACCACAAACUGGCAACUACCUCCUGCUAACAUCGAAGCCCCUAGACUUUGAACAGAUAUGCAAAUAUCAUGUUUCCAUUCGAGUUGAAGACAGCCGGCUCCCUGGGGGGCGUGAGGAGAUGGUGAUCACAGUCAUAGUGUUGGACGUCAAUGACAAUGCCCCGCAGUUCCAGCAGCCCCAUUAUCAGGUGGAAGUGGAGGAGAACAAUGCACCUGGGACGACCCUAGUGCACAUCAGAGCUACCGAUCUGGACAGCUUGCUGAAUGGCAAAGUGACUUACAGACUAGGCCCUCAUACAGCAGCCAUGUUUAGCAUCGAGCCUGUUACUGGCCGUGUGUCAGUGGCAGUCACUCUGGACAGAGAGCAUCAGGAGUUUCACAAUUUCACUGUGCUGGCCAGGGACAAUGGCUCUCCUGCUCUGGAAUCUACCACCAGUGUGUCCGUUCGCGUGCUGGACCAGAAUGACAACGAGCCUGUCUUCGCCAACACAGACUUCAUCUUCUUCAUCCCAGAGAACUUCCCUCGCCUUGGCCAGGUUGGAGUGGUGGGUGUCAGGGACCCAGACGCUGGGGGCAACGGGAAAGUGGAGGUCCAGGUGCUGAAUGGCAGCAGUCCCUUCAUGAUGGACAAUGCCCGGGGGACCCUGCGCUGCGUGGCCGAGAUUGACCGUGAGAUGCAGGACCGCUAUGAGCUGUGGCUCCUGGCUCACGAUGGUGGUGACCCCUCACUCUCCUCUACCGCCCGGGUCACCAUCUUUGUGGAGGACGUCAAUGACAACCGGCCUCAAGUGAUCCUCCCCUCCAGCAACCUGUCCUGCCUGACUGUGUCCCCCACCACCCUCACUGGGGCCACUGUCACCAAGAUCUACGCCAUCGACGAAGACUCUGGGAUCAACGCUGACAUCAGCUACCGCAUGGUGGCCUCAGAGCCACACCGCAGCAGCCCGUUUCUGAUUGACGCACGCUCGGGGAACGUCACGCUUGCCCAGCAACUGCUGCUAAGCGACCACGGGCUGCACCACCUCUUCAUCGUGGUGAGUGAUGGCGGAGAGCCCAUCCCCCUGUUGUCUUCUGUGUGGGUCAAUCUCCUGGUCAAUGAGACGCAGGAGCCCUGCACUCUGAGCACUGUGCCUAUGCCUGUGCCCUUCCAUUUCACACACCUACCCUCCCAAAAGACCAUCUGUGAGGGGGACCCAUCGGACGUUAAAUACGCCCAAAACAUCCUGUUAGUGGGCCUUGGCAUGUUGGUGUGUUCUGCCAUUAUGCUCCUGGGAACUGUUAUAUUGUUCAUAAAACAAAGAACACUACGGAAAAGCCACCAGAAGCAUGUUUCUAAAGGUUGUGAAAUCCCACUGAAACUGAAGGAGACCUACAGUACUGUCGAUUGGACAGAUGUACAGUGAGAUGGGCCUAAACCAAGAUCCAUAUUUUGUCAUUUUUAUACAAAAAUACAGACGUUUCUUUAUUUAUACUAUAUGUAUGUGGACACCUGACAUCCAACAUCUCAUCCAAAAUUAUGGGCAUUAAUAUGGAGUUGGUCCACCCUUUGCUGCUAUAACAUCCUCAACUUAUACUAGAUGUUGCUAACAUUGCUGCUGGGAUUUGCUUCCAUUCAGCCACAAGAGCAUUAGUGAGGUUGGGCGCUGAUUGGGUGAUUAGGCUUGGCUCGCAGUUGCCUUUCCAAUUGAUCCCAGAGGUGUUGGAUGGGGUUUAGGUCAAGGUUCUUUGCAGGCCAGUCAAGUUCUUCCAGACCGUUCUCAACAAAAGAACUUUCUAUAUGGACCUUGUUAUGUGCUGGGGGCAUUGUCAUGCUGAAACAAGAAAGGGUCUUCUCCAAACUAUUGGGGAAGCACAUUGUCUAGAAUGUGAUUGUUGCAUUAGGAUUUUCCUUCACUGGAACUAAAGGGCCUUGCCAAAACCACGAAAAGCAGCCCCAUACCAAGGGGUGUCCAUAUACUUUUGGUCAUAUAGUGUAUGUUACAUAAAGUUAUAACCAAAAGUACAAUUCAUAUUGAACUCAAGCAGGAAAAGUAUAUAUUUGAUUCCAAUUGGUUGUCUAUUUGUGUACAUUACAAAUUUAUAAUCUGGUAAAAGGUCUCCAGCCUCCAAAAAAUAGAAAAUAAUGUUCUCAGAAUACACUUGGAGGCAAAAAUGUUGCCCAGAAUGUAUUAUCAUGUCGUAAAUCAUUGCAGUGUGAGUUUACAAACUAUAAUAAAUGUUUGUGGUCUUUAUAA